AUGACAUCAUCUGAAAGCACCGAUAACGUUCCAAUAUGUGUAUCUUGUACAUCCUUAAAAUCUCAAAAUGAAUUUAAAGAUAUCCUGCUUUUCAAAUAUCACAAAAUCUCUCAAGCUCAAGAUGAACUUAUCCAAGCUCAAAGGAACUUGAUCAAAGACUUAUUAAAAAAUCGAUGUACUACUAAUUUUGACUUUAGUUAUGCUACGCCGAUGAUCGGUGAAUUGGACUAUUAUAAUGAAAUUAACUAUGUUAAGUCUAUGAGCAAUGAUAUUCAAAAGAAAACAACGCCUCAGGCAUCCGGUUCAAAUGAUUGGUGUAGAAUUUAUAUCGGUGCAGUUACAGAUGAUAUUGAUGAAGGGACUUUACAACAAUGUCUUGAACGUGCUUUUGGACAAGUUUCUUGGCUAGAAAUUGUCCGUGCUAGGGGACUAUCUAUUCUAAAAGAGAUUGAAAUUCCUUCACAAAAUUGCGCAUUUGCAGAUUUUUGGUAUGCGGAGUCAUUUCACCGUGCACUUGAACAAGGAUAUAUUUACUUGAAUAAUGGUUCACGCGCAAAAAUCAAAAUGGCCACCAAGCCUGUCAAAAGAUUUAAUGGAUGUAAAUAA
Molecule: messenger RNA, 606 nt
Organism: Dentiscutata erythropus
Lineage: Eukaryota; Fungi; Glomeromycota; Glomeromycetes; Diversisporales; Gigasporaceae
Source: the annotation of a GenBank genome assembly